AUGGUAACCAUCUGUCCCCAAAAAACGAGCGGUGUCUCUCUUCAUUCUCAGGAAGUCUCCCUGGACUCCGCCUUGAAAGAGGAUGACUGUGGAGAUGGUGAGUGCGUUUUGAAUGCCAUUCAGCUCAAGGGCUUGAAGAAGGAGCUGCAAGAGGGAGAUGAAAGUUGGUUGAAAGACAUCAACAGCAAGACUAAGAACCACUUCAAACACAUUUUGGCUCCGUUGCAGAAACCCAUUGUCACGAACUAUCAAUAUCUGGCUGAAUUGGAGAAAUUCGUGAACUACACGAUGAUGAAGAUUGAAAAUGCCACCGGAAGAGCCGUGAUUUGGAAUCGAAAGUCCUUGCUCCAGGAAGAUGAAGAUGAGGAGUCAGAUGAAGUGUCAGAUGAGGAGUUGCAGAGCAGCUAUGGCCGCCGACGCCGUUCCAUCAAAGGAGAAGACUUGCCUCCACGUGCGCGUUACAUCAACAAGAUCCUGAUCUAUUUGAACAAGGAGAUGGAGGCAGUAUGGAACUAUAACACCAUUGUGGACCGUAAGCGCUGGGGUGUGGGCAACACCAUUACCUCGUCUCCUUAUGGCCCUCAUGGAGAACAUCCCAAGCGUUGGAGGGCCAACGUCACCGUCCCUUUUCCCACCCACGCACCUGUCUCUCCAGUAUUGAAUGUGAACAACUCGCUGACGAUGCACAUGAAGGCCGAAGAUCGAAAGUACGACAACAAGUACGCGAUGCAGUUGCAAGCGGACUACCAGUCCUUGAUUGACAACAUCAAUGAUGCCAGCAAGAAGUGCAACGACCUUCGAAAACGCCUUUACAAGAUGGAUGCCUACGCCGAUAAAUUUAUCAAGCUCCCAAGUGGAGUGUGGAACAAAAUUGCUCUGCAGAUGGUGGAAAAUGUGAUGGGUAAAAUCGUGCAAAAGUUGCUGAUGCCCAAGGUGGCACCUGAUUGGUAUGCUGGUACUCGCCGCCUUACAGAGUUUCCAGAAACCUCUGCAGAAAGUCUUCUCCUCAUGGCUUUCGUGACGUUGGAAGUGCCUGACAUGGAGGUGGCCAUGGAUUUUUUCAUCGGACUUGGGGGCAAGGAGGGAACCGAGGUGGAUGGAGCUCGAGUGGUCCAGAUUGGCGCCAGUCAGCUUCGAUUGGUGUCCGGCUUCCCGCCGAGUCGCAGUGAUCUGGCCGCCUGGCCUGGGCAAUUCUACAUUUGG
Molecule: messenger RNA, 1203 nt
Organism: Cladocopium goreaui
Lineage: Eukaryota; Dinophyceae; Suessiales; Symbiodiniaceae
Source: the annotation of a GenBank genome assembly